CAUCGGUCCGCCGCACUGUUAUUCGAGCGCGUCAUGGAAGCAGUCAUAUUUGACCUCGAUGGAACGCUUUUGGACACGGAGAUGUUGAGCGUCGCGGCGUUGACGCAGAUUUGCGGCAGUGGCUACAACAUGGAGCUCCAGAAGCGCAUCAUGGGUACGCCCGCGCACCAGUGGACGCGCGUCGUCAUUGAAGCGAUGGGUCUCUCGCUCACGCCCGACGAGCUCACGCACGAGUGGCACGUUGUGAUGAAAGCCAAGUACAACGACGCGGUCAUCCUUCCCGGCGCCCUCGAGCUCCUCGCCAAGCUGCCGUCGCACAUCAAGAUUGCACUCGCAACGUCGUCGCCGGCGUCGGCGGUUGCUGUCAAGCGCGCGGUGCAUCCGACGCUCUUUGAGCGCUUCCAAGUGAUCGUGACGGGCGACCACCCGGCCGUCCGGAACGGAAAGCCAAGCCCUGACAUCUUCUUGGAGGCCGCGCGCCAACUUGGAGUCCACGAUGUCUCGAAGUGCAUCGUUGUCGAAGACACCAUGCACGGUGUGACAGCAGGCAAAGCCGCGGGGAUGCGCGUCGUCGCUGUUCCCGAUGCCCGCUUCUACGCCACGGCUGACUACCCCGGCCGCUUUGACCACGCCGAUGUCAUCUUGCCGUCGCUGCUUGCGUGGGACAUGGAGAUUCUGAACCGCUGCUAAAGCAAAUGACGAUACGUUUCGCUUGCUC
Messenger RNA from Saprolegnia diclina VS20, 718 nucleotides. RefSeq lists its product as hypothetical. The transcript is spliced from 2 exons. Bases 34 to 690 code for a protein of 218 amino acids. NCBI's taxonomy places the organism in Eukaryota, Oomycota, Saprolegniomycetes, Saprolegniales, Saprolegniaceae. Gene Ontology annotation, molecular function: phosphatase activity. The record is from RefSeq and is a predicted model, not a curated record.